AAGAGGGUGCUCCUGGGCAUGUGCAGAGCUUUUCUCCAGGGGUUGAGCGACAGAUCCCACCAGCCCCGAGAAGUACACAGCAACAGUGAGGAACACUGGAGGAUGUAGUCCAAGGACAUCUCGACGAAAGGAUUCUCAAACACAAGAAACAAACAUUGCAAGGAUUCGACCUGUGUAGUUUCUUGAGGAAAGAGCAGAAGGAGCUGAGCUCUAUCCUGAGAAGGGUAGCUAAGAUGGCCAACCGUUUGGACACUUCUGAGGCCUUGUGAGGAAAAGAACAGUGGAGGAAUGUUGAGUUUGGAGAAGAAAAGAUGGAGGAAGGACCGAAGGCAGAGGGAGCUUGUCCUCAGCUGGAGAGGAAGCCAAAAAGGGCAAGAUGUCUCUGCCCAUCUCCCCUAUGCUCUGGAGGAAAGAGCCUCAACGGAGGAGACAGAGGAGGCGGAGGCCACAACGAGACCUGCACCCAAAGCCUUGGAGGGACACAGCAGUGGAUGACAGCCUGACAAGCCUGCAAUGGCUCCAGGAGUUCUCCAUCCUGACGGCUGACCCAGAGAAACCCACCGUGUCUGAGGGAAAGGGGCCCCCAAGACGGCAGCAGCAGCAGGAGGCCCCUGAGGCUCCGUCCAGCCUUCCGGAAGGGUCCCCGACCUCCCCUGGGACAGGCCCCCCUGCCUUCUGUGGCCCUCAUCCCCCUCCACAGGCCCCCCUGGACUUCCGGACAGACGGACGAGCCAAGCCACCCUACUCUUACGCCACCCUCAUCUGCAUGGCCAUGCGGGCCAGCAAGGGCUCCAGGCUCACCCUGGCCGCCAUUUACGCCUGGAUCUCUGAGAACUUUGCCUUCUAUCGCCUGGCAGAGCCCAGCUGGCAGAACUCCAUCCGCCACAACCUCUCCCUCAACAAGUGCUUCCAGAAGGUUCCGCGGAGGAAGGACGAGCCAGGCAAAGGGGGCUUCUGGCAGAUCCACCCGCAGUUUGCCCACCUUUUUGCUGACGACGGGGUUUUCCAUCGCAGGCACCGCAUGCCGGCCCUGCCUUCGUCCGGCGACCCCUCGAACCCAGCGCCCAAGCCUCCCUUGGUGGCCCCUUGCCCUCAAGCCAGGCCCCCUUCCCCUCCGGAGGCCCCCGCUCUCACCAGGGACCUUGGCUGGGGGGCUGUGUUGGAGCCCACCAAAGAGGCAGGCAGCUUGGAGGACCUGGAGCUGGCCGCUGCCCUGGACUCACUGGCCGAAGAAGAGGACAACCAUGGCCAAGAAGAAGAAAGGGGCCUGGCCCAAGCCUUGACUCUGUGUCCCGAAGUUUGGGGGGCAGAGGAGGAGGAGAGGGCCGCAGAGCAAGGGUCCCGGUGGGCUUUCGAGGUGGGUGCCUGCUUCUCUGAGGGGUUCCUUUCUGGGAUCCAGCCCUGGGAAGGGUGAGCACUGUCUCUCCCCAGAGAAGGGGGCAGGGGCCCAGAGCUAAAGCAUUUCUGCCUGGGAAGACGGCCCUUGAAUCAUGCCAGGGCAUGGAAACAGACCCAGCCUCUUUCACUCAAUGCAGAAGACACACAUCCCACCUACACUGCCAUAUAAAAUCCAGAUUAUCUUCUUUGAACUGGAUCAUAUGGCAAUGUAGAGUCGUUUAAUCAAAGCAAACAAUGUGAAUGGUCUCUGCUUUGAUAAUCUGGAUUAUAUGGAAGUAUAGAAUGGGCCUCAGUAGCCAGCACUUGCAGCUUUAAUGAAACCUGGAGGAGGCAUGGGCUUCUAAAUGGGUCAAGGAUCCAGAAGCCUGGGGCAGCUCAAGGCACAAGCCGAAAGAGGCAGCAAUCACCCUGAGGGAGCCACCUUGACUUUUCCUUCUCUUCCCUCCAUCUCUAAUUUGCUUUCCAAAUCUGGAUUUCAGCAAAAACAAACUCUGAAUAAACACAGGCAAGGUUCA
Anolis sagrei ordinatus is the source of this 1913-nucleotide messenger RNA. Lineage: Eukaryota; Metazoa; Chordata; Lepidosauria; Squamata; Anolidae. The record is from RefSeq and is a predicted model, not a curated record.